Schistocerca serialis cubense is the source of this 833-nucleotide messenger RNA. RefSeq lists its product as uncharacterized. The record is from RefSeq and is a predicted model, not a curated record. The transcript is spliced from 6 exons. The coding region runs from base 151 to 717 and encodes 188 amino acids. NCBI's taxonomy places the organism in Eukaryota, Metazoa, Arthropoda, Insecta, Orthoptera, Acrididae.
AGCUUUAUCUGUGGUCGUUCCCGUGUGCUGAUAGGUCGCUGCUCAGUGGUCGCAGUAUGGACUAUGGAAUAUAUGGCGGUAUAUACGUAUUAAAUGAUCAACGCUGACACAUUCGCGCUCUACAGUAGUCAGUAGCUGCACUGUCUCAAUAUGGCUACAAGUGAAGUGAAUGGAACUACAGAUUGCUCCGAAAAGUGCCAGAGCCUCAUUGCUCGUUCUUUUGAAAUACAUGAACAGUUUUUAGAAAAAGAGGCCAAUUUGUUGAAGAAGCUCAAAGAGCUGGAAAUGAAGGUAAAGGAACAAAAGGAUAAACUCGGGGAGCUACGUGAAUGUCAGAAAGAGAUGGAAAUGAAAGAGAGAGAGGAGGAUGCUGCAACAGAUUCUUUAAAGCAUGAGAUGAAAAUUUUAAAAGACAAGAAGCACAAACUUGAAAAUAAGAGAGAGAUGCUGAAGAACAAAAUAGAAGCGUUAAAAAAUUUUCAGCCAUCGGCUGAGGACGCUGCCAAUUUACAGUUAUGUCGGCUCAAAUACCAACUCUACAAGGACAUAACUGGAGUGCGCUGGGAUUAUAAAGCUAAUGCACCUCAGGGCUAUGUUUUGAAUAAGAAGACUCACUAUGUGAAACCAUUUUCACAGGAAUCUCCCAAUGAAGAUAAGUUGUGGGAGGAAAUUGCAAAAGCCAGCACUGCAGACUGGAGUGCUUUUUCUUGUGAAUGAAUCAUGAAACACCUUGAAAAAUACUUACACUUUUAUAUUUCCAUGGCAUUUAAUAUAUUUUAUCUAUUCAAGUAUAUAGCCCACUGAAUAAACUUUAACAACAGCUGAAUUAACCA